AUGACGAAUGUAUUUGGGGUUCAAGUCUUCUUCAUUGUCUUUCGAGAAUGCUUAGAGGCAGUCAUCAUUGUCUCUGUCCUUCUCUCCUUUCUGAAACAAUGCCUUGGUCAACCAUCACAAGAUCCGGAAAUUUACAAGCGACUCAGACGACAAGUUUGGGUCGGGUCCAUAGUUGGGAUUGUCAUCGCAAUGAUCAUCGGAGGCGCUUUCAUUGGCGUCUUUUACGGCCUGGGCCAUGAUUACUGGUCUGAAGCUGAAGACCUCUGGGAAGGAAUCUUCUAUCUCAUCGCCAGCCUCAUCAUCACAAUCAUGGGUCUUGCACUGUUGCGGAUCAACAAGACCAGAGAGAAAUGGAGAGUCAAGAUCGCUCAGGCCCUGGUGGAGAAAAGCAAGUCCCAUUCAUCCAUGUGGGUGGGCGACUGGGCCCGAAGAUAUGCCCUGUUCAUCCUGCCGCUCAUCACCACUCUCCGGGAAGGCCUCGAGGCAGUUGUGUUUGUGGGUGGUGUUUCUCUCGGCUUACCGGCGACAGCAUUCCCAUUGCCCGUAUUCACGGGUCUGCUAGCUGGUCUCCUGGUGGGCUACCUCAUCUAUCGUGGAGGCAAUGCCAUGACCAUUCAAAUUUUCCUGAUUGCUUCAACAUGUGUCCUGUACCUUAUUGCCGCAGGCAUGUUCUCCAAAGCUAUAUGGAGCUUGCAAUUCUACGGUUUCGCGCAGAAGGUCGGCGGGGAUGUCGCCGAAGAGGGAGACGGACCGGGAUCCUAUAACAUUCGCCAAACGGUGUGGCAUGUCAACUGUUGCAACCCGGAAAUCGAUAACGGAUGGGAUGUGUUCAAUGCUCUGUUAGGUUGGCAAAACACCGCGACGUAUGGGUCGGUCAUCUCAUACAACGUGUAUUGGAUCUUCAUCAUGAUAGCCAUCGCUUGUAUGCUGUAUGAAGAACGAACGGGAUCGCUACCUCUUCAGAAACAGGUGUUGUCAUGCAUGACUAAGAUCCCAGGAUUCAGACGAUAUGCGAAUCGAAGGCUCAAUUCGCCCAAGCAGAAUGCUGGCGAAAUCAUCAGUCAGGUUCAGCCCGACACUUUCCAUCACGGAAUUACGCAGAGACCACUCGCUGAGAAAUAG
Messenger RNA from Rhinocladiella mackenziei CBS 650.93, 1122 nucleotides. RefSeq lists its product as uncharacterized. Lineage: Eukaryota; Fungi; Ascomycota; Eurotiomycetes; Chaetothyriales; Herpotrichiellaceae. The transcript has a single exon. Gene Ontology annotation, biological process: iron ion transmembrane transport. Gene Ontology annotation, molecular function: ferrous iron transmembrane transporter activity. The record is from RefSeq and is a predicted model, not a curated record. Gene Ontology annotation, cellular component: high-affinity iron permease complex; plasma membrane. Bases 1 to 1122 code for a protein of 373 amino acids.